Messenger RNA from Monomorium pharaonis (pharaoh ant), 2513 nucleotides. RefSeq names its product translation initiation factor eIF-2B subunit delta (gene eIF2Bdelta). The transcript has 6 exons. The record is from RefSeq and is a predicted model, not a curated record. NCBI's taxonomy places the organism in Eukaryota, Metazoa, Arthropoda, Insecta, Hymenoptera, Formicidae. The coding region runs from base 424 to 2112 and encodes 562 amino acids.
UGCUGAACGCACUUUAAUUAUGGCGAUAGAUUUGCGAACCAUGUGUCUUGAAAAUUCGUGAUUCCAGAAGGUAUAAAGCACAGUUUGGUUAUCAAGAGGAUAUUAAGGAUUAUUUUUCUUACGCGUUGGUUUAUCAAAUUACGUGAUAAAAUUUCGCUACUUAAAGCCUUAAGAAAAUCUGGUAGGGCGGAAAUUCUCCAAAACGUCAAAACGCAUCAUCCCAUCUGAUGCAACAACACGUUGCAGGGCAGUCAAGAUCGAAUUCUAAAUGCGGGCUUUUUCGACAAUGCAUUUGUUUACGCUCGUCGACAGAUAGUGUUUCAGAUCUCCUGCGGACACUGACGAUUGUCCAGCAGCGUUGGAAACGUCACGAGAAGAGGAACUUAAAGCUAUUCGAACAUCAGUUUUAACGGCAAACGAAGCAUGUCUCUGCCGAAGUCAGACGGGAAGCCAAAUUUCCCGCAGAAGACGCGGGAGGAGAUCAAGGCGGAGCGCGAAGCGAAAAAAGCUGCUAAGAUCGCUGCUAAAGCGGCGAAGCUUAACGCUGACAAGGCGGACAAGAGUGCAGCUUCAAUAGCUCAUUGUAAGGUCCCAGUGAGGGAUGCGAAGACAGACGUGAUGAUAGAAAAAAUUAACAAGAUAGUGGAAACGGACAAUAGUAAAAGUAAAUCUGUGGUAGCUAACUGUAAACUCGUAGAAGAAAGGACAAAAUCAGACGCCGUGAAAAACGACAUGUCAAGUUCACAGCUUGAUCGAGAGUCUUCGAAAGAAAAUGCAAUUCAAUCAUCAGGUAUCAUCCAAAACGGUCCUUCUGAAAAUGCACGGUUGGUCACUAUCCAAUCCAGUGAAAAUGAGGGUAAGAGCAAGGCUGAGCUGCGUGCGGAACGAAGAGCCAAGCAAGAAGCUCAGAGAGCUGCAAAACAACAACAGUUGUUGAAAAAGGACAGUGUGAAAAGUAAAGAACCUCCCAAGCCAAGCGUAGAAACUGCACCUGUUGAAAGUUUGGUGAAGAAAAGCAUCAUGAAAAAUACGACAAAAGAGGAUGCGCACGAAGUUAAUUUAUUCAAACACUUGUAUCAAGAGAGGCAGAGACUUUCAGAAUACCAAACGGUCACGGGGAACUCACAUCUACAUCCAGUGAUUGUUAGACUAGGUGUUAAAUAUGCUAACAAAGUUAUUGUCGGCAGCAAUGCUAGAUGCGUCGCGUUUUUGGCCGCGAUCAAACAGGUGGUCAAGGAUUUUGAGAAACCGACGCAGGCGGAUUUUAUUCGUGGUCUCGAGGCAAACUUGAACAAAUCGCAAAAAUACCUGGAGCACUGUAGACCAUUAGGUGUCUCGAUGCAGAAUGCCAUGCGUCAUCUCCAGUGGCAGAUGACACAAUUUUCAUCUACAUUAUCGGACGCUGAAGCGAAAAGUAAGCUACAAGGAUUAAUAGAUACUUACCUCUCGGAACAAAUUGAGCUGGCUGGCAAAGCGAUAUCGAUGACUAUACAAAGUAAAAUAUCGGACGGAAAUGUUAUUUUAACAUAUGGCUUUUCAUCUUUAAUUCACAAGAUAUUAGUGGACGCACACGCUGCAGGCAAAAAAUUUCGUGUAAUCGUAGUCGACGGUAGACCGUGGCUAGAAGGAAAGGAACAGUUGAGGCGUUUGACAAAACACGGAAUUGAAUGCUCAUAUAUACUGAUCAACGCUCUCAGUUUCAUAAUGCCAGAAGUUAGUAAAGUUUUUCUAGGUGCCCAUGCAAUAUUAGCUAAUGGAGCAGUAAUGUCAAGAGUAGGAACCGCGCAAGUUGCUCUGAUGGCAAAAGCCUUUAAUGUUCCUGUUUUAGUAGCAUGCGAGACGCACAAAUCGUCUGAACAAGUACAGACCGACUCAAUCGUUUAUAAUGAAUUAGGUGAUGCAAACGAGUUGGUGAAUCAUCAAUCGAAUAACAAUUCUUUACUCUCGAAUUGGCGAACAAAGAAAUCGUUGAAUUCUUUGAAUCUUUUGAACAUCACUUACGACGUAACGCCGGCCGAUCUUGUAACGGCUGUUGUCACGGAACUAGCGAUUCUCCCAUGUACUAGUGUUCCUGUGAUUUUACGAAUUAAACCUUCCGAAGUUCCGAUUUAAAUAUGUAUAUUUCUUCAAGAAAAAAUUUACGAGAAAACCGAUAAACGCGACAUCUAAAAAAAGAAAAACGAGUAUAAGAAUUGUUGAGUACAAUACUUUAAUGUAAAUAUAUGAAUUAGUCUGAUUAUUUCACAAAAUAAUUAUAUUAAUCGAACGCGAGGUUAAUAUCGAUUAAUAUAUCGUUAUACAUAUUAUCGUUGAAAUAAACUUUUUAAAACUGGUGCAGAAACAUAGCAAAUUUUGCUUGGAGGAGUCUUGCCGAUACUUAUUAAGUUUUUUAACAAUUAAUAUCAAUUAGCGUUUUAUAUAUCUAACAUCUAUUAUAAUGUGCUAUUUAAUACAGAGCAAAUGCAAUGCAAUUGAUAUGAAUUGUAAAAAAUAAAAUCUUUCUGAUAAAGUUA